AUGCAUUAAAUAUAGGACCGAUUUGUUCCCAUUUGCAAAGGAUUUGCAGACAAAAAAAAUCCACUCAUCACACCGUUAUUUAUUUUGCAACCGUUUCGCACGCGCUUUCCAUCUACCUUUGAACCGUUCCAAAUGCGAAACGUGAUCCAUCGUUGUGAAAGACGGAAGCUACCAUUCUUCUUCUCUCCAUCCGAAGAAUUGAAGAAACAAGAGCAAAACAUCAUCGUUAUCAUCUUUCACCGUCAAAACAAAACAACGUACACGUACGAUGUCAAUUCAGGAAAGCGACCAAAUCAAACAACUCAGCGACAUAUUCAAACGCUUCGACAUGGACUCCGACGGCAGCCUCACGCACCUCGAGCUGGCGGCGCUCCUCCGGUCCCUCGGAAUCAAACCCACCGGCGAUGAGAUAUACGCGCUGCUCUCCAACAUGGACGAAAACGGCAACGGAUACAUCGAGUUCGACGAGCUCCUGCACGCGAUCAUGCCCGACCUCAACGAGCAGGUUCUCAUCAACCAGGAGCAGCUGCUCGAGGUCUUCCGCUCCUUCGACCGCGACGGCAACGGCUACAUCACGGCGUCGGAGCUCGCCGGCUCCAUGGCCAAGAUGGGCCAUCCCCUCUCCUACAACGAGCUCACCUCUAUGAUGGCCGAGGCCGACAGCAACGGCGACGGUGUCAUUAGCUUCAACGAGUUCGCCACCCUCAUGGCCAAAUCUGCCGCCGAUUUUCUCGGCCUCCAUGUCGCCUAGAACCUCCUCCCUCUUUUGCUUCGUCUUCUCUUUUUUUCUGUAACUUCUUUAGGCUACGUUCGCUUUGGGUGUUGACUUCUGUGUAUAUAUAUAUAUAAACACUUCUCCGGACGUGAAUGCAGAUUCUUCUUGUUGCUUUUUAAUAAGAAAAUAUUACAAAUUAGUCUGCAAUAUUUUU
Vigna umbellata (rice bean) is the source of this 929-nucleotide messenger RNA. The record is from RefSeq and is a predicted model, not a curated record. Lineage: Eukaryota; Viridiplantae; Streptophyta; Magnoliopsida; Fabales; Fabaceae.